This is a messenger RNA of Cavia porcellus (domestic guinea pig), 2110 nucleotides long. RefSeq names its product TEA domain transcription factor 4 (gene Tead4). Gene Ontology annotation, cellular component: transcription regulator complex. Gene Ontology annotation, biological process: DNA-templated transcription; hippo signaling; embryonic organ development. The record is from RefSeq and is a predicted model, not a curated record. Bases 432 to 1925 code for a protein of 497 amino acids. Lineage: Eukaryota; Metazoa; Chordata; Mammalia; Rodentia; Caviidae. Gene Ontology annotation, molecular function: DNA-binding transcription factor activity, RNA polymerase II-specific; RNA polymerase II cis-regulatory region sequence-specific DNA binding. The transcript is spliced from 13 exons.
CGCCCCUCGCUGACAGAGGCCGGGCUGGGCUGGGCUGGGCAGGGCCGCGCGGGCAGGUGAGAGGCGCCCGCCCGGCCGCGUCCUCCCCACGGGCUCCACCGGCGGCCCUGGCCGUGCGUCGCCGUCGGUCCUCCGGGAGGCUCCUUCCGUUGCGGGCGCUCGGCUCCGCGCGUCUCGUCGGCGACGGCGUCCCAGCCCGAGCUCCGCGCCCACCCUGCAGUGCCGAGCCAGCCGGAGAGGGGGCGCCCGCCGGACCCUAGCCUCGCACGCCCCUCUCACCCGGGACCGGCUGGCCUUGAACUCACUACAUAGCUUAGGCUGGUCACGGUGAUCCUGCUGCUUCAGCCUCCUGAAUGCUGAGAUUACAGGCAUGUACAACCAUGCCCAGCUGGUCAGAUUUUUGAACAAAAAAGCCCGUGGACACAUUGAAAAUGAAGGCAACAUGCAUUCACUCUACCAAAGCUCUGGGAACAAAACUAAUUUGGAUGGAGGACUAUUCAGCAGAUCCAACAGGUGCUCCUCCAAGCGGAGCCUUGGAGGGCAAGGCCGGCACCAUUACCUCCAACGAGUGGAGCUCUCCCAACUCCCCUGCGGGGAGCAGUGUGUCCGGGGGCAGCCAGGCAUUGGACAAGCCCAUCGACAAUGAUGCAGAGGGUGUGUGGAGCCCGGAUAUCGAGCAGAGCUUCCAGGAGGCUCUGGCCAUUUACCCACCUUGCGGACGGCGCAAGAUCAUAUUGUCGGACGAGGGCAAGAUGUACGGUCGCAAUGAACUGAUUGCCCGCUACAUCAAGCUUCGGACAGGGAAGACCCGCACCAGAAAGCAGGUCUCCAGCCACAUCCAGGUACUGGCUCGACGCAAAGCCCGUGAGAUCCAGGCCAAACUCAAGGAUCAGGCAGCUAAGGACAAGGCGCUGCAGAGUAUGGCUGCCCUGUCGUCCGCCCAGAUCAUCUCAGCCACCGCCUUCCAUAGGAAAGUGGCCCUUGCCCGGGGUCCAGGCUGCCCAGCCGUCUCAGGGUUUUGGCAAGGAGCGUUACCAGGCCAAGCCGGAACAUCCCAUGAUGUGAAACCCUUCUCUCAACAAACCUACACUGUCCAGCCUCCGCUGCCUCUGCCAGGGUUUGAGUCUGCGGCGGGACCCACCCCAUCACCCUCAGCACCCCCGGUGCCCCCAUGGCAGGGCCGUAGUGUGGCCAGUUCCAAGCUCUGGAUGUUGGAGUUUUCUGCCUUCUUAGAGCAGCAACAGGACCCAGACACGUACAACAAGCACCUGUUUGUACACAUUGGCCAGUCAAGUCCAAGCUACAGCGACCCCUACCUCGAAGCCGUAGACAUCCGCCAGAUCUAUGACAAAUUCCCAGAAAAGAAGGGCGGGCUCAAGGAGCUCUUUGAACGGGGACCCUCGAAUGCCUUUUUUCUCGUGAAGUUUUGGGCAGAUCUCAACACCAACAUCGAGGAUGAAGGCAGCUCCUUCUAUGGAGUCUCCAGCCAGUAUGAGAGUCCCGAGAACAUGAUCAUUACCUGCUCCACCAAGGUGUGCUCAUUCGGCAAGCAGGUGGUAGAGAAAGUGGAGUGCCCUGGUCCUGGAGCUUCCCCACAGAGCUGGGCCUGGGCUGGAGAUGAGGGGAUUCUGAGCUCCCGCUGUCCCCUGGGUCUGCAGACAGAGUACUCUCACUAUGAGAAUGGUCACUACUCAUACCGCAUCCACCGCUCACCACUCUGCGAGUACAUGAUCAACUUCAUCCACAAGCUGAAGCACCUGCCCGAGAAGUACAUGAUGAACAGCGUGCUGGAGAACUUCACCAUCCUGCAGGUGGUCACCAACAGAGACACACAGGAGACCCUGCUCUGCAUUGCAUAUGUCUUUGAGGUGUCGGCCAGUGAGCACGGAGCUCAGCACCAUAUCUACCGGCUGGUGAAGGAAUGAGAGACUCAGGGAGCAGGGUGGGGGGAGAGACGUGUGCAGGAAAUGGGGACAUGGGAGGGGACCCACAGGGCAGCCCCUGGAAGUGCCAAGACAGCAGAGUGGAGCUGGCGUGACUCUGCCAGAGGCACGCUGCCUGUGCCUGCUCUGCCCCUCCCCCAAUAAACCCAAGGUGUUGUGCGUGUGCA